AUCUCAUCCUCUGUUUCAAGAUUACAAAACCUCUUAGAGAGCAUUCACUUUCAAGAAGAAAAAAACAAGCAGACAAGAAAAUGGGAUGUUUCGGACCAUCAAAGGCUUCAAGAACAAGAAACAAUGAACAUGACAAGAUAACACGACAAAACCCCUCUCAUCAACCUCAAACCAUGAGAGCUGAAGAAGUUCUGUUGCAGAUUCCUAGAUGUAGAGUCCAUCUCAUAGGCGAAUCCGAGGCGGUGGAGCUUGCCUCUGGUGAUUUCAAGCUCGUUAAGGUCUCAGACAACGGUGUAACUCUAGCUAUGAUCGUGAGAAUCGGACAUGACCUUCAGUGGCCAGUGAUUAGAGAUGAGCCAGUGGUAAAACUUGACGCCCGUGAUUACCUCUUCACUCUCCCGGUUAAAGACGGUGAUCCACUUAGCUACGGGGUCACUUUCUCUGGCGAUGACAGAGACGUAGCCCUCGUGAACAGUCUGAAGUUGCUUGACCAAUUCUUGAGUGAGAAUUCUUGUUUCUCGUCUACGGCUUCGAGUAAGGUUAACAAUGGAAUCGACUGGCAAGAGUUUGCGCCGAGGAUUGAAGAUUACAACAACGUUGUUGCUAAGGCUAUUGCUGGAGGAACAGGACAUAUCAUUAGAGGAAUCUUUAGUCUCAGUAAUGCUUACUCUAACCAGGUUCACAAGGGAGGCGACAUAAUGAUUACAAAGGCUGAGGAGAGCCAGAGAAAUGGAAGUUACAACAAUGGAAACUCCAGUGGUAAUGAGAAGAAAAAUGGGAUCAACACACACCUUCAACGGUACUCACUCAAUAGUUUUAUAACAUUGUAUAUUUUUUGUUACGUAAGAAAUUUUCACAAUGGAAGUAUAUACACUCAAAUGUAAACGCAAACAAAGAACAAAGACAUAAAUUGUGGUUUUUGAUUCGUUUAAUAUCUUGGCUGCUGUGUUGGAUGGAUGUAACAUGUAUAUAGAGUGAGGAAGCUGUCAAAGGCGACUGAGAAUCUGAGCAAGACGAUGUUGAAUGGUGCGGGAGUUGUGAGCGGCUCUGUGAUGGUCCCUAUGAUGAAGUCGAAACCAGGGAUGGCCUUCUUUUCGAUGGUUCCAGGGGAGGUCCUCUUAGCUUCACUUGAUGCCCUUAAUAAAAUACUAGAUGCAACUGAAGCUGCAGAGAGACAAACUCUAUCUGCAACAUCCAGGGCUGCUACCAGAAUGGUCAGUGAGAGGUUUGGAGAUAACGCAGGGGAGGCCACCGGAGAUGUUCUAGCAACAGCGGGCCACGCAGCUGGAACUGCCUGGAAUGUUCUCAAGAUCCGUAAGACUUUCUAUCCUUCAUCUUCUCUUACAUCAGGAAUCGUCAAAAAUGCUCCAAGAAAGUGAUAUAUAGUGGGUUAUAGUUUCAGUUACGUUUAUCAAUGUAUGAUCGAUGGAAACCCCCAAAAACAAGCUCAGUUUUUAUAUUUAGAUUCUCUACAUAAUGUGGACUCAUCAGCUAUAGUUUGUAAUGUAUCAAUGAGCUACUCAAAAUGUCAUAAGCUCUACAAAGUAUGUUAAGUUUUAUGACAAUGACUGUAUUGAUUAUGUCUUCUCGAGAUGAUGACAAUAUUUAUUUAACCUUUGUUCAAAUA
Molecule: messenger RNA, 1627 nt
Organism: Arabidopsis thaliana (thale cress)
Lineage: Eukaryota; Viridiplantae; Streptophyta; Magnoliopsida; Brassicales; Brassicaceae
Product: Senescence/dehydration-associated protein-like protein
Exons: 4
Coding region: 81-884 (267 amino acids)
Source: RefSeq, marked reviewed